Messenger RNA from Psylliodes chrysocephalus, 8773 nucleotides. The record is from the annotation of a GenBank genome assembly. Lineage: Eukaryota; Metazoa; Arthropoda; Insecta; Coleoptera; Chrysomelidae.
GGGCUAUGCGCGAGGUCUCACUUCAGUCAAUCUGUCGUACACAAGUAAAAUUGCACUGACAGCACACAGCUGUGAGCUAGUGCAUGUGCCCUCUGUUUCUUUCACAUAUUUCAAAGGUUUUGGCAAUGGACUGUUAGUUUUUUGUUGAAUCGAAACAUGGUUAAAAUAAUUUCUGUGAUCUCCGUCGGGUUGUGAUAAAUUAAGAUCGAAUUUUAUACGAAUAAGUGAUUUUUCUUAAAAGCCCAUGGUAAUGAAACGUUGACCUCCUGCAAUUCUAACAACAACAGGGUAGUAAUGACAGAAUCAUUGUAAACUUAGAGCUGGAGCACAAAAAUGAUUGGCAACGGAGGUACUACGUCUCCUGCCAACUCGGUGACAGAUACGAGCCAUGGGGCAUCGACGUCAAGCUCCACAUCAGCACAGGGCGGGCACUGCAAGGGGCAUCGCAGGCAAGAGUCCAUGUAUACCAUGACUGGUCUCUAUUCUGAAGCCAUCCCAGAACAAACAGAAAUCGCCGAGACGAAGUGUUCGACGAAUUUCUGCCACGACACGGUUAUUAAAUGCCACAGUAGAAACCCUUCGGCUAGUUUUGAUAGAGAUAAAGCUGCACAUACUGCGACUUACACUGAAACACCUGUGAUAUUAAAAGAUACAAAGGAUUGCGGAAUUUUUCAAUGCCGCCCUACGUUUAUACAAAAGUAUGCUGGGAUUAGGUUCUUCGUUCUACUCUUGUCAUUCCUUGUUACCUUGCAACAAGCGCUAAGUUCGGGAUACAUAAAUUCUGUGAUAACAACAAUCGAAAAACGCUUCGAAAUACCAUCAUCUCUCUCAGGCGUGGUGGCAUCCUCUUAUGAAAUAGGCAAUGUAAUAACAGUAAUAUUUGUUAGUUACUUGGGCAGCAGACGACACAUCCCAGUGUGGAUAGGAGUCGGUGCCGUCAUUAUGGGAAUCGGAUCGUUAAUAUUCAUGGUGCCACAUUUCAUCGCAGAAGAAAACAGCAUCACCGCGGUGAAUACCACCGAAGAUAAUAUGUGCAGGAUCAUCUCUGUGCACGAGCAGGACAUGGGCCUGGGGAGACUGUCAUCGGGGUUAUCAUCACCACCGCUGGCUCCGAAUAAUAUCAGAGAAGAUAAUUGCAUUCAGGGUACUCCUUCAACCACAGGACCAGUAUUGCUGUUUGUUCUUGCACAAUUACUAUUAGGUUGCGGAGGAUCUCCUCUGUUUACACUUGGUACCACGUACAUAGAUGAUCACGUUAGGCCGGAAAGUUCAUCCAUUUAUAUAGGUUGUAUGUACAGCAUGGCGGCAUUUGGUCCAGUCUUAGGAUUCCUGUUAGGUGCUUACCUCCUUUCUUUUCACAUGGAUUCAUUUACACACAUCAUAUCAAUAGAUCCAGGUGACAGCAGGUGGGUGGGCAUGUGGUGGGGUGGUUUCCUACUAUGCGGACUUUUGCUUGUAAUAGUUGCAAUUCCCUUUUUUUCAUUCCCAAAAGUUCUUACACAUGAAAAAGAAAAAAUUAGACUUAUGGAAAAGGCUGCUGCGGCUACGGGUGCAGGCACCAGUACUGGCACAUCGAAUUCCGCUAACAAAAAUGCCAAUCCUGCGACUAAAAAUGACACGGGUUAUGGCAAAGACGUCAAAGAUAUUCCCAAGUCUAUGUGGCGUCUUGCUAGUAACCCAGUAUACAUUGUCACGUGUUUGGGUGCUUGUAUGGAACUGGUAAUAGUAUCUGGUUUUGUUGUAUUUUUACCGAAAUAUUUAGAAACGCAGUUCAGUUUAGGAAAGAGCCAAGCCAGUGUUUUUACCGGAUCUAUUGCGAUUCCCGGUGCCUGCAUAGGGAUCUUCAUGGGUGGUGUGAUUCUCAAAAAGAUGGAACUCAGGCCAAAGGGAGCAGUGCAAUUUGUACUAAUUUCAAACGCUAUAUGCCUUCUGUGCUAUGGACUGCUGUUCUUCUUAGGAUGUGAUAAUCUCAAGAUGGCUGGUACUACAAUCCCGUACUUCAACAGUACGCAACCGUUUCAAGUCAAUUUAACUUCAUCUUGUAACUUCGGUUGCGAGUGUAGUAUCACCGAUGUAGAACCAGUUUGUGGGAACAAUGGAUUGACGUAUUUUAGCCCAUGCCACGCUGGUUGUACUUCAAUAUUAAGUACAAACUAUACCAAUUGUGCCUGUAUACAUGGAAACAUGACAAUUAAAGAUGGUUUAACGUCGUCCAUAAGUUUCGCCUCGCAACUAGAAAGCGAAUAUGCUGAAGUUACAGUCGUGCCUGUUGCAACUGCAGGUCCAUGCAAUUCUUCUUGUCAUACCAUAUACCCUUUUUUGAUAUUAUUAUUUUUUAUGACGUUUAUCGUGGCAGUCACCCAAAUGCCUCUACUGAUGAUAGUAUUAAGGUCAGUGAACGAAGAGGAACGAUCAUUCGCAUUGGGCAUGCAAUUUGUGAUAUUCAGAUUAUUUGGGUACAUCCCGGCUCCAAUCUUGUUUGGAAACUUGAUAGACUCGACCUGUCUGUUAUGGAAAAGCACGUGCGGCGAAAAAGGUGGACGCUGUUUACUUUACGACAUAGAACAAUUUAGAUAUAGAUACGUAGGUUUAUGUGCUGGGAUAAAAACCUUAGCGUUAGGAAUAUUUUUAGUAGAUUGGUGGCUUGUUAGGCAUCGCAAGCAACUCGAUGAAGACAGAGUCAUUACUGCUAAUGAAAUUGUUGGAUCAAUUAUUAGCUUAGAUAAAUUAUUUGAAGAGAGACACGAAAGCGGUCGUCACACAAGGAACCCUAGUUCCGUUAGUGCCUAUGAUAUUCCUAGAUCUCCGAAGCCUAUUCUAGAUAGCCGACAAGAUUCUAAAGACCACGAAUGGGAGGAGGCUAAUCAUCACUCUCCUUUGGAACACAAGGAAGUUGCAUUACCAGAACAGGAUCCGUCUAGUGAUAAUGGUAGCUUGAAAAGGAGACACCCCUAGAGCUAACUUAGCACCUAUUAAAUUUUUAUCCCAAACAAAAGUUAGACAAGCCGCUUUUUUUGUUUUUGUUAUUAAGGUGUUUAUAAUCCAGGCAUUAAAUGAUACAAUUUUGUAUAAAGAAAUCGUAAUAUACGAGAAGAGUUGACAUCAUUAAUAAAAAAAAGGGGAUUGGACCAAUCGGUGAUCCAUGAGACUUUUUUACCACUAAGCUGCUACAUUUCUUUACGUAAAAGUGUAUUUAGAUAUUUUACGCCUUUCAUAACAAAAAAUAUACAGCUCUACAAUCGCAUAAAAAUCGUAAUAGUGAAAUAUGAGUGCGGAAACAACAUGCUUGUAGGAGACUAUUUAGUACAAAGCAAUCUCACAAAUGCUUGUCUAACUUUUGUCUUAACGUACUGCCUAAGAUUUUUAUCUUAGAAAACCGUACUGGUCCGAUGAACAUGUUUAAAUAAAUUUUUGGUACAAAGGGGCCAGGCAGUAUUUUGUAGUUGUCGAUUUUCUCAAUAAUAGUAUAUUUUGAUAUACAGAUAGUUUCCAAGAAUAAUGCUUUACUGAUAUUAAAGUAUAUAUUCAGUCACAAUAAAAAUAUAUCAAUAUUUGUUAAAAUUGAACGAUGGGGUGGUAAAGUUUUUGAAAAUCAAAAUUUUUAGUGGAAAAUCAGGAUGUCGGUGUUUUAUUGAGUUGUUGAUUUGGGAUGGAAUAUUGAAUGUUUUACACUAUUGAUCAAAAUUUCAGGAAAUUUCAUGGAAGCCCAUUUCUCCAUGAGCUGACUGGUCCAAUUUACUUUAAUUGAAAAUAUUUAUGUUCUUGUGAAACAAUUUUUAUUGUAUAUUUAAAAUUCAGAACAAAAAGUAUGCUAACCAGCUAAAUAUUAAAAAAGUAUUAUUUUUUCAAAUAAUUUUAUAUUUAUUUAGAUAUUUUUGGAGGGCCAGUGCGAAAGUCAUUUGGCUUAACGCAAUUUCAUUUUGAUCACUCAUGCAGUGGUCAAAAUCCCUUUUUAAGUUAAAUGCACUAUAGACUAUGUUUUAACUUAAUUUUUGUUUGUUACUUAUAAUUUCGAAGUGAUAUUUACGAUAGGACACUAUUCUUUUAUUAAUUUUAUUAAUUGCGUUUUAAUAGAUUUUGAACUUAUUGAAUCUACUACCUAGUUCUUGCAGCAAAUCUCUAAAGAUUUUAUUCUUAUAGACUAGGCUAAAAAAAUUACAAAUAGUCCGUGAAAUCUUCAUAGAAGAUUUCGCAUAGGGCGUUCGGUUGUCAAGGAUGUUUUAAAUUAUUUUUACAAUUAUUAUUAGCCAUAUUUUAAUUUAUUUUGUAGUAUGUGAGGAUCAACUCAAAAAAUUCACACAUGUAUUUGAGUCUAUACAAAGUAGCUAUAUAUGUCUCUCAAUAGAGACACCUCUGAAACAAUUAUUAUAUUUAGAUUUAUUUUAAGGUAACUCCAUAGGCUCAGUUUAAGGCAUCUUAAGACAACCUUACCUCAAAAUGUUUAUCAAGCGAACGAUACAAGGUACCUACUUUGAUACUUUUAACUUAAAAAUAAUUUAGGUCAAAGGGAUUGGCACUAUGUCAAUUCAUAAGCUUUAAUAACAUAGAUCAUAUUUUUCAAAAACUUUCUUAUACAUAUCAAUUAAUAACUACGAUCAACUAAAACUAUUUGAGAUUAUCUAUUUACUAAGAUUUUAUAAUACUCCAAUGGAUCGAUUUUUUAAAUAAUUUCCCACAUUAAAGUAAAGAUAUGAGAUUUAGAACAUAUUAACAUGUAGAUUAUGAGCUAGCAGAAAGUAUCAUCUGGGAGGAUUUAUUUUAAAACCCCUGCAAACGAGACGUCAGACGACUCAAAGUUGUAAUUUUGUUGAAAUUUACAAUACACAUAUUUGAUUACACAAAUUAGUUGACAUGGCUCGUUAUCUCAGUUUGUUAUCCAUUGAACAAGCAAUUUUGCAUUUCGCAACGCGGUUCGAUUCAAGAUAAAUGUAAUCAUUUUUUAAUUUUGUAAUAAAUAUUAAAAUUAAAAAUACGUACUAAUACAUUUUAUUUAUCGCAAUAAUAAUAAUAUAAUUAUUAUUAUUAGGCUAAAUAAAAUUUAUUUAGAAUAAAUAAUAAUAGUACGUAAUUUUUUAAAAUUUCAUAGUUUUUCCAUAAUAAAAAAAAAGAAAAAGAUUCCGCGUGGCGAAAUGCAAAUUUGACUGCUUGUUCAAUGCAUAGCAAACUGAUCAAAUAUGUAUAUUUUUAAUUUUUUUAACCGAUACUUUUUAAAACUUUGAGUUGUCUGACGUCUCGUUUGCAGGGGUUUUGAACUAAAUCCUUGCAGAUGGUCCCGCCUAGAUUUCACAAAAUUCCAGCCGAACGUACGAUCGUACCACUUACGAUAAUAGAAUAUGUUAUAGAAAAAAAAAGAAUUCAAUUUUUUAUUAAGAAAUUUAAUAAAUCUACCAGAUAGGUAAGUGGUUUACUAAAUUAAUUUUAUCGCUUGAUAAAAAAACUCGAAUGUACAGUGUGAUCUAAAAAUUUCGCACGAUAUAGUAAUGUUUUAUUAUUAAUUUUUGUUUAUAAAAUUUGGUGUUUCUGCUAGACAAAAAAAAAAUGAUUCAUGCCGCGGUUUUUUGAACUGUGUUAUAGCAUAAUGUAUGUAUCUUUAAGCCACAAUAAUGUUUCUAUUAUUUUUUAACAAAUUUACUCAAAAUAAAAAUACAGAUUAAAAAAGAUAAUUACAAUUUCUUUAACUAAAACUAAUAGAAAAUUAAAUUUAAUUUUUUAAUAGUUACUUAUAUAAUAAUGCAACUCUCCUUAUAAUUUACCCCCUUGCGAGUGAAGGGAAGACUUACAGAUGUUUGAUGGUACCAUUUGGCUUACAGAUGAGAAAAACCUGGAAAAUCUCAACCACCAUCAUCAAAUAUAAAUAUAAAUACCAGUUCAAAGUAUAAUAACUGGAACAAAACACAUUCAAAUAUGAUUAUUAAACAAAUUUGACAUUUAAAGUGUUAAUAGAGACAUGACAUAAUUUCAGGAGAGUCAAUUUUGAUAGAAUUUUAUAUAGAUAAUGGAAUUUCUAUUAUUUCACUAUAAUUAUAUUCACCCAAACUUCAAUCUAAUCUAUAAUUAAUAAACCACUCUUAAAAAUGUAUUUUAUGUUUUAAGAUCGUCACCAUAUUUUAUGUAAUAUGGAUUCUAAAUUAAAGUUGGGUACUCCAGUAUUAAGCGAAUUAUGAGCAAUAAAGAAUUUUAUGAAAAAUUAUAGGAAAAUCUUUAGUAUUUUCGUGCAUUUUUAAUUUUAAUAAAAACUAACCAUAUAAUUUAAUAAUAAAAAAUAUGGUGCGUAGUUUUUGUAACAAAUUGUAUAAUCUUCAUACUAGAGCUUUAUUUCACACGUUUGAACGCCUUUUUAUCACCUUAAACUGCUAUUUUGAAAUGUUCUUAGCAUUUUAAGCAAUUUCUGUGAAGCUAAUUUAUGUAUAACUAAAUCGAUCAAAAUAUAUUUCAAACACUAUUUCCUAAUAAUCCCUUUGGUCUAAAAAUAAAAAAAAAACUUUUAGUCUAAAUUCUAAAUAUCUGCCGACAACAAUGAAACUGUUCGCAUUACCUAACCGAAUUUAUUAUUACCUACCUAGAUUUUAACGUUAUACAGGGUGAAUCCUAAGUUAUUUUUUUAAAUGUGUAUGUAUGUAUGAAGUCAUUAAAAUAAACAUCUUUUUUUAAUAUUUUUUUCAAAACAUUCAAAAAUAAGAAACUUACAUUAAUUUAUUCCAAAAUGUAUCUAAUACGGUUCUGUCUAUAAUGAAAAAUGAUGUGUAGAACUUUCGUUAAAAAGUGUUAAUCACAUUCAUGCCGUUGUGAGAACCAUUCACAAAAAUGAACUUGGCGGGGAAAAUCUUUAAAUUGUACUCCUUGAACACGUUGAACGUAAAAGAGAUACGACUGAUUUUCCCACAAUGUUCUCCACACUUUUCUUUGACCUACUACUACUUGAUCUGCAAUCAACCGCGUAGUUGUCGUUGGAUCUUUCUGCUAAACGCACUUCACUUUUAAUUUACCAUCACUGAUUCAGAUAAGCACGCUACUGAAAUCACACUCGACUGAAUUACAAUAACCGGUACACAAUCAAGCGUUAUUCAUAAGAAAAACAAAAAAGAUAAAAAUAUAAACAGACAUAUUAGUUAGCGUCCAGGCCCGAAUUUAGAUUUUUAAUUUUGUAUCUUUCUUAUUUUUGAGUUUUAAAAAAAAAAUAACAAUUUUAUACACAGUUAAAAAAGGAUUAACUUAGGAUUUACUCUGUAGUGUUUUUAUUACACAACACAUUGUUGAUAUACUCAUUUUUAUUUCAAUUUAGCUAGUUUUUAAUAUAUUUAGGUUUUUCUUUUUAUUUGAAAGACUGGAAUAGUGGAGUUGGUGGACUAAUAGUGUUUACUUUUUGGUUAAAACACAACAUUAUUGACAUGAACAUUAAUGUUAUUAGAUUAUCUUCAACCCUUUGACAUAGAUCCCAACAGUUGGUUGAAAAAUUUUGUAAUCGUAUUCAGAGGGUUUAUGAAUGGUUUAUGAUAUUUAUAAAUUACACUAAAAAAUUAAACUAACUAGUAAGAUACAAUAUUUCAAAUCAGCAUGACUUUUAUUAUUUUGGUUAAUAAUAAUCUGAACUGGAGAUGAGUCUUAACAUUUUUCGAAGGAAGCUUUCAUUCUAAUUGAAAGGACACCUUCAUAUCAAUUAUUAUUUUGUGUUUUUAUUGAAAAGUUAACAAUUAAAUAAAUUUUGGUGCCGAUCUUCACUAGUAUUUUUAUCACAUUUUCAAUAUUUUGUAUUUUAGGUAGACCUUAUAGGUUGUUUUAGAAAUGUUAAGCAUAAACCCAUCCUGCCAAUCUGUUUAUUAUUUUAGAGCACCUGUCCACUUUUAAUUAAAUAAUAAUUAAAUUGGAACUACCAGUCUAGGCUGCGCAUACAGAGUGUUACUCUAAUAAAAAAAAAUGAAAUUUUUUAAACGUUAUUACACUUUGAAAAUUGCAAUUAUUGGAACACCUUGUAUGCGUCAAAAAAGAUUAAUAUAUUCAUCUGGCGGCCUAACAUUGAAUAACACCUUUAAAAUUUUAAAAUAAUGUUAAAUGAUAUAAAUACAAAAGCGGAACAAACUAUAGGGACCUCAAGUGAAAAGUAAUUCUAAAUACCAUUGAUGUUAACGCACUAAUCCAUGUAAAUACCAUUUAAUGUCACAAUCGAACAAGUGAAGUUAUUUAUAAAAAAUGUAAACACAUUGGCACUAGCCACAAGAUCCAGGAAUAAAAAGAACAAAAUUAAAAUUCUACUACCUCAAAAAUUUAUAUAAUAUGAUAAACUUCACUUGUGAAUUGUUGUUGUUCCGACUUUGGAAAAGUAGAUACGUGUAGUUUCCCUUCUUGUAUAAGCCAAGCAAUUGUCACCGACGUAUUAAGAAUGAAAGAAAAACAUCGACCCAAGAGUAAUACCUUGUGGCACACAGUCUUUUACUGGAAAUGAUUCAAUUGUAUUUUAGUUAGUUUCCGUGUUUUUAAGGGCGUGAUAUAGUGUCAAAUACCGUGACCAGAUGCCUAUCAACAACUUCUAUUAAGAAGAAAAACAUUUCCAGGGUCGAAAUAUCAACUAUAAAUGUAUGUGUGUGUCUUCUGUUUAGCAAGUAGACAGUAGGCCCCGCCAAAAACAACAAAAUAUUUAAAAAUAAGUGGAUGUUCUUGGUGUUGAUUAUUCUUGUUUAAUCUGCAAUUGUAUGUGUUUUGCUUUUCCAAUUUAUUGUCUGUAAUAUUCAAACCUUUGUUCCUAACAAAAUAUGAUCUUCACAUUUUGUAUUAAUUU